Messenger RNA from Neomonachus schauinslandi (Hawaiian monk seal), 2097 nucleotides. It is a transcript of the gene PUS7L, whose product is annotated as pseudouridine synthase 7 like. The record is from RefSeq and is a predicted model, not a curated record. Lineage: Eukaryota; Metazoa; Chordata; Mammalia; Carnivora; Phocidae. Gene Ontology annotation, biological process: pseudouridine synthesis. Gene Ontology annotation, cellular component: nucleus. Gene Ontology annotation, molecular function: pseudouridine synthase activity; RNA binding.
AUGGAAGAGGAUACAGAUUUUAGAGUCAGGUUUAGUUCUUUGUGUUUCAUUACUGAUCAUGUUGGAUUUCAUGGCACUAUAAAAAGCUCACCAAGUGACUUUGUUGUUAUAGAGAUCGAUGAACAGGGACAGUUAGUUAAUAAGGCCACUAAUGAAUGGAUUAGUAAAGUACUACCUGAGCCAAAUAAUUUUGCCAAAAAAACAAAACCUGAUUUUCAGAAUUUAUCCUUUAAAGAGGGAAGCAACCAAGAAGUCAAUAUUGUCACUGGGUGCUCUGAUGAUGACCAAAAUCAUCAGUCUGCUUCAGAAAAGGAAGAUACUAUCAAUGAUGGAACUUCCAAAGGUGAAGAAAAAGUUGAUGUUUUAAGCAACUUGUUAGAUGAAAAAACUAACGAAUUACUGAAUCACUUUGCCUGUGAUAUAAAAGAGAAGUGGAAUUCUAAAACUGAGCUAAUUGGAUCAUCUCCUGAAUUCUCAUUAGGCAGAAUCCUUGACAAAAACCAGAGGGCUAUUUUGCAUAGUGCUGUUAGGCAGAAAUUCCCCUUUUUAAUAACCGUUGGUAAAAACAGUGAGAUUGUUGUAAAACCAAAUCUUGAGUAUAAGGAACUCUGUCACUUGGUAUCUGAAGAAGAAGCAUUUGACUUUUUUAAAUAUUUGGAUGCAAAGAAAGAAAAUUCAAAAUUUACCUUUAAACCUGACACAAACAAAGACCACAGAAAAGCUGUCCACCAUUUUGUCAACAAAAAGUUUGGAAACCUUGUGGAAACCAAAUCUUUCCCUGAACUCAGUUACAAUGCCGGUAAUCCAAAUGUAGCGAUAACAGUAAGAUUUCGGGAAAAAACACACAAACACAGGAAAAGGUCUCUUUUUGAAUGCCGGGAUCAAAAAGUUAUAUACACAGCUUUUACCCUACGAAAAGAAAAUCUGGAAAUGUUUGAAGCACUUGGUUUUUUAGCUAUCAAACUUGGUGUGAUUCCUUCAGAUUUUAGUUAUGCAGGCCUAAAAGACAAGAAAGCCAUCACCUAUCAAGCAAUGGUUGUUAGAAAAGUGACUCCAGAGAGGUUGAAAAAUAUUGAAAAAGAAAUCGAAAAGAAAAGAAUGAAUGUGUUUAAUAUUCGAUCUGUAGAUGAUUCCCUUAGACUCGGUCAGCUCAAGGGAAAUCACUUUGAUAUUACCAUCAGAAAUUUAAGAAACCAAAUAAAUGAUUCUUCAAACCUGAGAGAGAGAAUUUUGGAGGCAAUAGAAAAUGUUAAGAAUAAAGGGUUUGUAAAUUACUACGGACCGCAGAGAUUUGGGAUGGGAAGGAAAGUUCACACCGACCAGAUUGGAUUGGCUUUGCUGAAGAGUGAAAUGGUGGAGGCUGUAAAAUUAUUUCUUACACCAGAAGAUUUGGAUGAUCCUGUAAAUAGAGCAAAGAAAUAUUUUCUUCAAACUGAGGAUGCUAAAGGCACACUUUCACUGAUGCCUGAAUUCAAAGUUCGCGAGAGAGCUCUGCUGGAGUCGUUGCGCCGCUUUGGCAUGACAGAGGAGGGAUGUAUCCAGGCAUGGUUUUCUUUUCCCCAUUCAAUGCGCAUAUUCUAUGUUCAUGCGUAUAGCAGCAAAAUUUGGAAUGAGGCAGUAUCUUACAGACUUGCAACCUAUGGAUCAAGAGUAGUAGAGGGUGAUCUGGUCUGUUUGGAUGAAGAUGUUGAUGAUGAACAUUUCACAAAUAGUAAAGUUCAUCUAGUAACGGAAGAAGAGGAAUCAGCUAACACAUAUGCAAUACAUCAGGUGGUUCUUCCAGUGCUUGGAUACAAUAUUCAGUACCCAAAGAAUAAAGUUGGGCAGUGGUACCAGGAAAUACUUAGCAGAGAUGGACUACAGACAUGUAGGUUUAAAGUACCAACUCUGAAACUCAAUGUUCCAGGAUGCUAUAGACAGAUAUUGAAACAUCCCCAUAAUGUCUCAUACCAACUAAUGGAAGAACAUGAAAUUGAUGUCAAAACUGAAGGUUCCCACAUUGAUGAAGCAACCUUAUCUCUUUUGAUCUCUUUCGAUCUUGAUGCUUCGUGUUAUGCGACAGUCUGUCUGAGGGAGAUGAUGAAGCAUGAUUUUUAG